Molecule: messenger RNA, 2477 nt
Organism: Phascolarctos cinereus (koala)
Lineage: Eukaryota; Metazoa; Chordata; Mammalia; Diprotodontia; Phascolarctidae
Source: RefSeq, a predicted model, not a curated record
CCGCUGCUGGGCCCACAUUUAAUAGCAUGCUUAAGUACCGUGCCUUUUACAGUCAGAGCCUGUUUCGCUGUAAAAGGCUGUGCUCAGAGAUCCCUUCGGAGGGACCCUGAGAUGCAGCGGCUUACAAGCUCUUAGACUGCAAUUGAGCUCUUCUCCGCAGAGCCCAGCCCCACGCUCCCCCUAAGCCUCGGCCUCCGGGGAACUUCAUUUCCCGUCGGGUUGCGGGGCUCUGCGCACGCGCGUUAGUACCCUCAGCUAUGGCGACCGUGCUGUCCCGUGCGCUCAAGCUCCCAGGGAAGAAGAGUCCAGAUUUAGGGGAAUAUGACCCUCUCACCCAGGCUGACAGUGAUGAAAGUGAAGAUGAUCUUGUUCUCAAUCUAAAGCAGAAAAAUGGGGGUGUCAAAAAUGGGAAGAGCCCCCAGGGAGAAGGGCCAGAGCCUGAUUCCGAUGCAGAAGGAGUGGGACCUGCCAAGCAGCAUUUGUCAGAAGUCACCACAGAGGGCUACCCUUCACCGCCUCUUGGCAGUCUGGAGCAAAAGACGCCAUCUUCACUUGUGUCUCACGUGCGCACGCUGAUCUUCUUGUUCACCGUCCUGAUUUCGAUGAUACUGGUGUUAGUGUGUGCCUUUCUGAUCCCUUGCCCUCCCAGAGAUCUGCAGAAUAUGUGGAGCCGCAAUUUAGGCCCAGAAGGAGGUGGGGGCUUGUCUCCACUGGAACUGGUUGAUGUGAAUGGUGAUGGGUUGCCUGAUGUCCUGCUUUCCUUUGUGAACCUAAGAAAUGAGAGUUUAAUAGGUGUCCCGAAGCCCCGGGCCACCCUGCUAGCUCUUUCAGGGGUAAAUGGUAGCACUCUUUGGACCACUCCUCUCUCAGAGGAGGCACAAAGUUUACAAUGCUCUGGGCUAACUCCAGUAGACUCAGCAGAAGCCAUCUGUCUUGUGACUGGGAUAUCCAAGCUGCUCAGUGCCCUCAAUGCCACUUCAGGCAAAGCCAUUUGGACUCUAAACCCAAGCCACUUGUCCAAUGGGACUUUGGUCUCCUCAGCUGUGGUGCUGCCAGAUUUGGAAGAUGAUGGAGUUAGAGAUCUCCUGGUUCUGACCACUAAGCACUUACAGGGAGAGCUCUGUUUCCUGCUAGUUUCAGGCAAGACAGGAAUUCCUCUGGGCCGGCCUGUGAAGUACAACAUCGUGAAAGAGGGCAAUCUGGUUGGUCCUCAGGUUUACAUCACCACACAUGGGGCGAUCUAUAUACUGUUUGGCUUUGGUAACAUUCAGGCCAUUGCCCUGAGGGAUAUUUUUGUCCAGGCCCUAAACCGGGACAGCUCACCGCCUUCGUUGCAGAUAGAAGAACCAGAUUGGGAGAAGAGAAGAUCCGUCAACCUGUCUGAGCUUAUUGACGUUUAUAGUGAUGAGGUUGAAUUCCUCCAGUUGGUAAAAGCACCGGAUAGCAACUACAGCAACCUCCUCAUCACAACCAGACAGGGCCUUGUCUUUCUUCGGGGUCAAGACCUUGCACGUCAUUGGAUGCUGAAUCUCCAAGGCCUACACAGCCAACCUACUCCUGGGUAUUUCACAAAUGACCAGACCUUGGAUUUCCUGCUGGAGGCACAGUACGGAGAUGGGAUGAAAAAGGUGAUGGUGAUAGAUGGUAAUUCAGGUACUGUCAUUUGGAAUUCCAGUCUCUCAUGUCACAUGAAAGAAUCAGCUGCCACUUCAGUGAUGACAUCAGACCAAAAAUCAGUUUUUCUCUUUUGGGCUGAAAACCAGUCAGCAGCACCAUCCAAUUCAGAUCUCAACUCAGGAACUGAGCCAUCUGUGCUCUACCAUCUUUACCUUUUACAUCCAACCUUCCCCACAAUCCUCCUGGAUCUGGCUAAUGACACAGGCAAUGUGAAUGCUUCAGCAAUUGGAAUUAAUGAUGUCUGGAAAGAUGCUUUCUAUGUUACCAGGAAAACAGGGCCUGGGUCUGAAAACCAUCCGAGACCUCUAGUUGUCAGUAAGGUGAACUUGAGGUGGGCCCUGAUGGAGAGCCAGGUUGUUGUGCUAAAGGAGACAACCCCAAAAAUUGGCCGGGGAGAACUUAGAAGAUUCCUUUCUAGGCUAAAGUUUGUUUCUUCUCAGAAGGUCUAGUCUGAAGGUACCUCGGAUUUCAGAUGGAACUAAUGUGAACCCUCUCUUUAACCUAGAAUCUUCUCAGUCAAGUCUGUAAAAUCAGGUAUAUGGAGAAAGCAAAAGGAAGCUUCUUUCCCCACACUGUCUUGCCACCUCUGUAUAAUUAACACAAAGCACUUUGGAAAGCAGGCUGUUACUACUUCAUAACAGUCCCACCUGUCUGGUAAUGGUAUGUUUAACUUCCCUUCUUGACUUUCGUAUUGAGACCAUCCACAAGCUUUCUGUGGGUUGUUUAAAAAGGGUGUGUGUGUGUGUGUGUGUGUGUGUGUGUGUGUGUGUGUGUGUGUGUGUGUGUGUGUGUGUGUGUGU